AUGGCCGACUGGGAGAUCGCUCCGGGGAGGAUACGCGUGGGCAACGGUGGGGAGGCCGCCGAGAACAUAGCCUUUUCCUCGUCCUACCUCACCCAGGGCCGCGCCGUGCCCGUGACAGACGGCGUCACCUUCCAGAUGCUCGAGAUCCAGCCGGGGGCCAACCUGUGCUGGCCUGCUGACGAGGCCAGGACCCGGCUCUGCUCCGUCGCGCGCGGCAUCAUCCGCGUCAAGUUGCCCGACAACGACAAGACAGAGUUCCCCAUCGGCCCCAACGGGAUGUGGAAGGUCAAGCAGGGUGUCUCGUGUACCGUGGCGAAUCCUUUCUACGUGGGCGCUGUCAUUCACGUCACCACCAUUGGGGAGGAGGGAUAUUAA
Chaetomium strumarium is the source of this 375-nucleotide messenger RNA. RefSeq lists its product as uncharacterized. The transcript has 2 exons. Bases 1 to 375 code for a protein of 124 amino acids. The record is from RefSeq and is a predicted model, not a curated record. NCBI's taxonomy places the organism in Eukaryota, Fungi, Ascomycota, Sordariomycetes, Sordariales, Chaetomiaceae.